This is a messenger RNA of Macadamia integrifolia, 1791 nucleotides long. RefSeq lists its product as uncharacterized. The record is from RefSeq and is a predicted model, not a curated record. The coding region runs from base 1 to 1791 and encodes 596 amino acids. NCBI's taxonomy places the organism in Eukaryota, Viridiplantae, Streptophyta, Magnoliopsida, Proteales, Proteaceae. The transcript has a single exon.
AUGGCGUUUUUGAAUGUGGUAGAUGAUGGUAGAGAUAUGGAUCAUGACCCAGGGGGAGGAAGACCGACGGAUAGGGGCAGGCAACUUCGCCUUACUGAUUUCUGGAAACCUAAAUUAAAGGAUGCAUCGGAAGCGGUUAGAGAAGAAUCUGAGUUUCAAGCCAAAGAAGAUCUGAGUACUAAGGUGGAUGACAGCAGAAAUCAGAAAGAUAGAGGGGAUGGUGUGAAGAAAACUUUUUCUACUGUUGUGGGUAAGGCUUUACCGGACGUGGAGCAGUUGCUGGAUCCAAUACAUGCUGGGGCGCACACUAAGAUUAUCAUCCCGCAGGAGGCAUAUGAGGAGAGGCUGGAAAAAUUCAAGUUUGCUUUGAUAGGUAGGGCAAACUUCAAAUUUAUGUCUAUGAAUGAUAUUCGUAAAGCUGCAGGAGAGGGGUGGAAUUUGAAGGGGAGAAUUUCUUUGUCUCCUAUGGGGAAAGGCUUCAUUUUAUUUCAGUUUGAGUUGGAAGGAGAUAUGUCUGCAAUUUGGAGAAGGAACCUAAUCAAGGUUAGAGGACAAUUGAUUCGAUUCCAACGCUGGAAACCAGAUUUUGAUGUGCAUGCGGUGAACAACCCAACCAAACUGGUGUGGAUCAGAUUUCCAGGCCUUCCCCUGGAAUAUUGGCAUGAGAAGAUCUUGUUGACAAUGGCUAAAGGGGCAGGUAGACCUGUGGCCCUGGACAGACGCACCAGAUCGGCGGCAAUGGGGAAUUUUGCGCGUGUUCAGGUAGAAGUGAUAAUUGGGGAGAAAAGGGUGGAAGAGAUUCAGGUGGAAAGAAAGCAACCAGGAACGGGGGAGAUUUUUUGGUUUAAACAGUUAAUCGUAUAUGAAGAUGGGUUAGCUAAAUGUGGUUUUUGCAAAAAAAUCGGGCAUACUUUGUUUCAAUGCAAAGAGAAGAAGAAGGUGGAUGCUCGAGACACUGGGGCGGCAACCAUGGUGAAUGAAGGUGGUGUAGGGCGGAGAUCCAGCUCAGAGGGCGGUGGUUUGGGUGAAGGUUUUGUUUCCAAUUUGGGUAGAAAUCUUACCCAUAUGAGACAGCCUCCUACCAUAUUAAGAACUCAGAUUAGGGACAAUAGUCCAACAUCUAAGGAAGGUGUGCAGGGGCAGGGAGAUAUUGAAAUAAUUAUUCCCUUAGAGAAGUCUACCAAUUUGGGAACAAAUCACAAUCGUAUGGGUGCAGUUAACAGUAUGGAGGGUAAUGGAUUGGUGUCUACAUUUAAUGAGGAAUCUGGGUCGGUGGAUGGAGAGGAUAUGGAUCAUAUAUCUGAACCAGGAGAGGAGGCAGAGAUUGAUCACCGUAGGUGCAACUCUCCCAUUUUAGAGGAGGAUGAGGCUAUCUAUGGCAAAUAUGGGUCGGACCAUAUCAAUACGGUAUCCGACGGGGAAUCUAACUCUGUGGAAAGCGAGCAGCGAAAGGAUGAUGCUAAUCCAAGGGUUGGAAACAAUUUGGAGGAAUCUUUUGCAGCUUGGAACUUAAGGCCUCGACGUAAUAUUAAUUACAAUAGAGGUCAUGCUGGUCGAGGAUCAACUAAAGGUGGUAGAGGCGGUAGAGGUGAGGAAGGGGUGGUGGCUGAGCAUAUUGUAAAGGGACUUCCUCCCACCCAGCUGGAGGGAGGACGUGCUUUUGUUCACCAUCCAGAGGUUGCUGCUAUUGAUAAUGCUUUACGCGCAGAGGAGGCGGCAGCAAGGAAAGGCAAAGUUUUAGAAAAGGAGCAGACAUCCAAGUCGGCUCAUCAGACCUAUACCAAAAAGUGA